AUGUUCCAGGGGGAAGCUGGACCCCGAGGCCCCCCUGGACAGCCCGGUGCACCUGGGCCACACGGAGGACAGGGCAUCCCAGGAGACGCCGGAGAGCCAGGCCCAAUGGGUGAACCAGGACACAGAGGACCAGAUGGACCACCAGGAAGACCAGGUCCUGAUGGAGAAUCUGGAGCCGCGGGUGCGACCGGAGAGCCAGGAUCCCCGGGCUCUGUGGGGGCGAGAGGGUUCCCAGGUCUGCCCGGACUUCCUGGUCUCAAAGGACACAAGGGCCAUGCGGGUUUGCUCGGACCGAAGGGCGAGACCGGAGCUGUCGGACUCAAGGGCACGUCUGGGACCCCCGGUCAGAUGGGCCCCCAGGGGCCUCAGGGCCCAGCGGGAAUGCAGGGCGAGAGAGGCCGAGCUGGACCCACAGGACCAGUGGGCAAACGAGGCACUUCUGGUGACGUUGGCAAACCUGGUCCUCUGGGUCCCAUUGGAAUUCCUGGAAUCCCUGGAUUUCCUGGAAAUCCUGGAAUGAAGGGCGAGGCUGGACCCACUGGAGUGAGAGGCACAGGAGGACCACAGGGACCACGUGGAGACGCUGGCAAAGCUGGACCCCCAGGGCCAUCAGGAAAACAGGGAGCGGAGGGCCCCGAUGGAGCCGCCGGGUCUCGAGGACAAGCUGGAGCUGCAGGACUGGAGGGUCCUCCUGGUCUGCUGGGGCCCCCUGGUACCCCCGGCCCCCAGGGGACCACUGGACUGGAUGGACAGAAAGGACAACUGGGAGAUGCUGGAGUUCUGGGGCUGAAGGGAGAGCCUGGUCUUAAAGGUGAACAUGGAGACCAUGGAACACCGGGUGCACUGGGGCCCAUGGGAGAUGAGGGCAAGAGGGGCCCCAGAGGAGACGCCGGGGCCAUCGGCAACCCAGGACCUCCAGGAGAAACGGGGACCCCUGGAAACCGAGGCUUCCCCGGUGCUGACGGUCUUCCCGGGCCCAAGGGAGCGCAGGGCGAGCGAGGCCUGCCUGGAUCUCUCGGGGCUAAAGGACUUGAAGGAGACCCGGGACGCAACGGAGAGCCAGGUCUAACAGGAGCUCGGGGUCUGUCAGGACUGAUCGGUGCCCAGGGAUCAGAGGGAAAGCAAGGUCCAGUGGGUUCAGUGGGAGACGAUGGGAAACAAGGCCCAGCGGGAUCCACAGGUACGAGAGGAGGCACCGGUCCAAUGGGUCUGCCCGGACCAAAGGGACUCGCGGGCGACGCUGGUAAAGCUGGAGAGGCUGGAAGUGCUGGACCCCCGGGAACAAGGGGCGUGAACGGUAAAGACGGAGAGACCGGAGCAGCAGGUCCCACUGGUCCCGCGGGCUCCGCAGGAAAGAGAGGAGAGCAAGGACCACAAGGACUCAACGGCUUUCAGGGUUUGCCAGGUCCCGCAGGCCCCCCGGGAGAGUCAGGGAAGCCUGGUUCUGAGGGAUUGGCUGGUGAGGCCGGGGCUGUGGGCGCCAACGGCCCCCGGGGAGAGCGAGGCCCUCCUGGAGAGAGAGGUGAGGUUGGACCAAACGGAUUGCCAGGACCUAAGGGAGGCCCCGGAGCUCCUGGACAUGAUGGACCUAAGGGCGCUGCUGGAGCCAAAGGAGGCGUGGGAGAGCUGGGACCGCAGGGGCUGAUGGGAAUGCCCGGAGAGAGGGGCAUCCCAGGACCGGCCGGGCCAAAGGGGGAAGCCGGAAGUCUUGGAGACGCAGGACUCGAAGGCAAAGCUGGAGCUGAUGGACCACGGGGACUGGCUGGUUCUGUGGGACCCGCUGGAUCUAGUGGACCUAACGGAGAGAAGGGAGAGAGUGGACCUCCAGGACCCACCGGCCGGCGAGGAUCCAGAGGAAUCGCGGGGUCCACUGGAGAGCCCGGUCCUACUGGUCCUGCUGGAUUCCCUGGACCUCAGGGGACGGAGGGGCAGCCGGGAGUGAAAGGAGAGACUGGAGAGGCCGGUCUGAAAGGAGAGGUGGGAUCUCCGGGACCCCAGGGGACCGCCGGUAAACCAGGUGAACAGGGCCCAGGGGGAGUGACCGGACUGAAGGGGGCCAGAGGGACCCAGGGCCAGACCGGAGCUCCGGGAUUCCCUGGACUGCCCGGAGGUGUGGGCCCCGCAGGAGCUCUGGGUGCUGCUGGAGCCGAUGGGCCCCUGGGGGCCCCUGGUAAAAAAGGCCCUCCUGGAGUCCACGGAGAUAAUGGAGGCGUAGGACGUCAAGGAGAGCCUGGUGCCCCAGGACCUGCUGGUGCUCCAGGAGAGAAGGGCGAGUCUGGAGAGGACGGGCCUGCAGGCCCUGACGGACCCCCGGGACCCGCUGGGACUGCAGGUCAGAGAGGCACAGUGGGUGUUCCAGGAGUCAGAGGAGAGCGAGGCAUGAUGGGACUGUCGGGCCCUGCUGGAGCCCCGGGAAAACCUGGAAGUUCUGGAACACCAGGCUCCAAAGGCCCCGCUGGAGGAGUGGGUCUACCAGGAGCCACAGGACCUCGAGGAGAGGCUGGUCCAGAGGGCGUGGCUGGAGCAGAGGGGUCCCCCGGGAAAGAUGGCCUUGUGGGGGCCAGGGGAGAUAGGGGUAACCCAGGUCCAGAGGGUCUGCCAGGGCCUGGGGGGUCUGCAGGGACUGAGGGGCCGGUGGGACUGACCGGGGGACCAGGAGACAUGGGCCCCAAUGGCGACAGAGGACCCCCUGGAGUUCCUGGACCCAACGGGAUUCGGGGCAAAGUGGGACCUCAAGGACCUCAGGGAGAGAAGGGCACAGCAGGAGACGCCGGAGAAAGGGGUCAGAAGGGUCACCGAGGCUUCACUGGACUCCACGGUCUGCCCGGGACCACGGGUCAAUCUGGAGACGACGGGGCCAGAGGCAUCGUUGGACCUGCUGGUUCCAGGGGCCCCCCAGGAGUCACCGGCCCCCCAGGGAAAGAGGGGAAGCCAGGACAGCCGGGGCCCAUGGGGGCUCCUGGAAGCAGAGGAUCUCCCGGAGAUCUUGGAAUCCAGGGUCCUCCAGGUGAGCCCGGACCCCCCGGUCUGCCCGGCCCCCCCGGUCCCCCCACCUCAGCUGUGGAUGACCUGUAUGCGUCACUUCUGGACUACGAGGCUGAGGCCAUGGCUGCAGCGGAGUAUGUGGAGGGUCCGGUGGAGGGUCCGGUGGAGGCUGCCCUCCCUGAGAUCAACAAAGACGAGGCUCUGCCCAACCACAGGAGCCCGCCCAGGGGGGUCCACGCCUCCCUGAAGACCCUGAGCGGACACAUCCAGGACCUGCGCAGUCCGGACGGGACCAGGACCCACCCGGCCAAGACCUGCCAGGACAUCAGGCAGUGCUACCCGGGCAGGCCCAGCGGAGAGUACUGGAUCGACCCAAACCAGGGCAGUGCCAAGGACGCCAUCAGAGUGUUCUGUAACAUGGAGACCGGAGAGACCUGCCUGUCCCCGCAGACCCCCAGCAUCCCCCGCAAAGUCUGGUGGACCAAGUCUGUGCCCACGGCCAACAAACCUGUGUGGUUUGGAGCUCACAUCAACAACGGAGACAAGUUGAGCUACGGGAGCCCGGAGGAGCCGCUGAACGUGGCGGCGGUGCAGCUGCGCCUCCUGCAGCUGCUCUCCAAAGAGGCGCAUCAGAACAUGACCUACCACUGCAGGAACAGCGUCGCCUACAGAGACGCCAAGACCUCCAGCCUCAAGAGGGCGCUGCUGCUCAAGGGCGCCAACGGCCAAGAGCUGAGGGCCCAGGGCAACCCCCGCCUCCGAUACUCGGUGUUAGAGGACGGCUGCGCGAACGCGAACGGAGCGUGGAGUAAGAGUGUUCUGGAAUACAGGACUCAGAAACCGGCCCGACUCCCCAUCGUGGACGUGGCCCCCCUGGACAUCGGUCAGGACCAGCAGGAGUUCGGUCUGGACCUGGGACCCGUCUGCUUCUCGUAG
Knipowitschia caucasica is the source of this 3921-nucleotide messenger RNA. The record is from the annotation of a GenBank genome assembly. Lineage: Eukaryota; Metazoa; Chordata; Actinopteri; Gobiiformes; Gobiidae.